CUGACGCGACUGCCAUCGGGCGGGUCCCGUGAUGGCUGGCGUUGGCGCCGCUGCCGCGGUUGCUCUGUCGCUUGCUGCGCUCCCGGCGACUGCUUUAGGAGCCGUUCUCGGCCGCCGCAGCAGUGCUACCAUGGUUGACGACGAGUCCGCCGAGUUCGCCAACGAACAGUCAGGAUGGCUAUCUAGUUGGCUCCCUGCAUGGUGUCCUACAUCACUUGUACACCUUAAAGAUGCUGAAGAGAAAAUUUUGAAAUGUAUUACAAGUACCUACAGUAAACAAUAUGUAUACCUAUCCAAUGGAAAUAAAAUAUGGACGCUUACAUUCUCUCAGAACCUUUCACAGAAAACUCCACUUGUUCUUCUUCAUGGGUUUGGAGGUGGUAUUGGACUUUGGGCUCUCAACUUUGAAGAUCUUUGUGAAAAUAGGACUGUAUAUGCAUUUGAUUUCUUGGGAUUUGGUCGCAGUAGUAGACCCCAGUUUGACCCUGAUGCAGAGGUGGCAGAAAAUCAAUUUGUAGAGUCUAUUGAAGAAUGGAGACGGAAAAUAGGAUUGGAUAGAAUGAUUUUACUUGGACACAACUUGGGUGGCUUCCUGGCAGCUGCUUAUUCACUAAAAUACCCAUCAAGAGUAAAGCAUCUUCUAUUAGUGGAGCCAUGGGGUUUUCCAGAAAGGCCUUCCAAUGCUGAGCAUGAGAGGACUAUUCCAAUAUGGAUCAAAGCACUUGGAGCCAUUUUGAGUCCAUUUAAUCCAUUGGCUGGUCUCAGAAUAGCCGGACCUUUUGGAUUGAGCCUGGUACAACGUAUAAGGCCAGACUUUAAGAGAAAGUAUUCAUCUAUGUUUGAUGAUGAUACAGUCACCGAAUAUAUCUAUCACUGUAAUGUGCAAUCACCAAGUGGUGAAACUGCUUUCAAGAACAUGACAGUUCCCUAUGGAUGGGCAAAAAGGCCAAUGUUGCAGAGAAUUGCUCAUAUGCAUAAAGACAUUCCUAUCACUGUGAUUUAUGGAGCAAGGUCAUGUAUAGAUGGCAAUUCUGGAGCCACCAUCCAGUCCCUGCGACCAAAUUCCUAUGUGAAAACAAUAGCUAUCCUUGGUGCAGGUCAUUAUGUAUAUGCGGAUCAACCUGAAGACUUCAACCAAAAAAUAAAUGAGAUUUGCAAUUUUGUGGACUGAAAGGUUCUGCUUUUUGAAAAAAGAGGCUAUAGAUAUAAUUCAAAGCAAUACUUUAUAGUAUAUUAUA
This is a messenger RNA of Protobothrops mucrosquamatus (brown spotted pit viper), 1238 nucleotides long. RefSeq names its product abhydrolase domain containing 5 (gene ABHD5). Lineage: Eukaryota; Metazoa; Chordata; Lepidosauria; Squamata; Viperidae. Gene Ontology annotation, cellular component: lipid droplet. Bases 32 to 1171 code for a protein of 379 amino acids. Gene Ontology annotation, biological process: positive regulation of triglyceride catabolic process; negative regulation of triglyceride storage. The transcript has 7 exons. The record is from RefSeq and is a predicted model, not a curated record.